Messenger RNA from Labrus mixtus (cuckoo wrasse), 2303 nucleotides. Its product is annotated as protein Wnt-8a-like. Gene Ontology annotation, cellular component: extracellular region. Lineage: Eukaryota; Metazoa; Chordata; Actinopteri; Labriformes; Labridae. The transcript has 6 exons. Gene Ontology annotation, biological process: cell fate commitment; multicellular organism development; canonical Wnt signaling pathway. The coding region runs from base 938 to 2017 and encodes 359 amino acids. Gene Ontology annotation, molecular function: frizzled binding; cytokine activity. The record is from RefSeq and is a predicted model, not a curated record.
AAAUUGGCUAAUCGAUAAUCCUACAAUUCUAUAAUAACAGCUCUACAUGCUUUCAAUCCAUAUAGGCUACUUACUUUUGCAACAGGUUACAACCAUUUUUACACCGAUAUAAGUGACAAUACGAUAUUAAAAUCGCUUGUUAAAACUCCUAUUUGUUUAUUUGUGUAAAUUCCAGACUGUUUUCACACCAAGUUGCUUCCCAGGGAAACAUCUAUUAUCCUAUUAUCACGGCGAUGCCAAUGUCGCCACAGUGUGAGGCAGUAUUUACAUGACUAUAUACCGACAGCUCCUGAAAGACUUUAUGGCUUUGUAGUCACUGUCUUUCCCACUGGGACACUGGUGCCAUUUCCCAAAUUCAAACUCCACAUGUAUCCUUUUUAUCGUCACAGAAUAAGGUUAAAAUAUGUCGACUACUCUUAACUAUCUUUACAGUGACCCUAUGCCCAAAUUCUUGUUCACCAAAUUGUCUCCUUGCACCGUUUUAAUUUUAAGUUACAUCUAAAUAAAUACGAACAAUAAAAUGUUUAUUAUAACUUUAUGUUGUGUUCAUUUUUUCGUAAUGUCCUCCUGAGAUAAUAUGCGAUGUUAAAAUGUGCUUGGUGUGUUUUAUUUCGUGGGAAGAAAGUAUGAGGAUUAAGGCCUGGGAACGACAGGUGAAUGAAUGAGGGGCUGUUUCACUGUCUGCGUCACUUCUUUGAAGUGCACUUAUGCACCGACGGCUCCUAUUUGUCUCUAUAGGACGCAGCAAUCAAUGUCGUCGUUGAAGCCUUUUCACAGCGAAACGUUACCUGCAGGACAAAUCUGUCAAUCAAAGGGGCAUGACCAUAUAAAUAUCAUCAGCGUGGAGUCCGGCUACAGCUUCAGUUGCCUUCUUCUCUCGUGGUACUCACAUCUCUUGGAUACAAACUAACAGGACUUAGUGUGGAUUACAGCUACGAUGGGACCUUUGAAUUUUCUCCCAGCCUUGCUUCUAUCCAUGUGCUGUCAUGUCCAGUUUACAUUAGCUUGGACGGUGAAUAACUUCCUCAUGACUGGACCAAAGGCUUUUCUGACCUAUGCCAGCAGUGUGCAGUUGGGCGCACAGAGUGGAAUACAAGAGUGUAAACACCAGUUUGCGUGGGAGAGGUGGAACUGUCCAGAGAACACGCUCCAAUUAUCCACACACAACGGCCUGAGAAGUGCCACAAGGGAGACAUCUUUUGUCCAUGCCAUCAGCGCAGCCGGGGUGAUGUACACGCUCACCAAGAACUGUAGCAUGGGUGACUUUGACAACUGUGGCUGCGAUGACUCCAGGAUUGGACAGACAGGUGGACGAGGGUGGAUUUGGGGUGGCUGCAGUGACAAUGUAGCAUUUGGAGAGAAGAUCUCCAAACAGUUCGUGGACGCACUAGAAGGUGGUCAUGACUCGCGCGCAGCAGUCAACCUGCACAACAAUGAAGCAGGCAGACUGGCAAUCAAAGCUACCAUGAGGAAAGCCUGUAAGUGUCACGGAGUGUCCGGGAGCUGCAGCAUCCAGACCUGCUGGAUGCAGCUGGCCGACUUUAGGGAGGUGGGGAGCUACUUGAAGAUGAAGCACGAACAAGCGAAGAAGCUGGAGAUGGACAAGAAGCCUGCAAGGGCCGGAAACAGUGCAGACAACAGAGGAGCCAUCGCGCACACUUUUCGGAGCAUCGCUCGGACGGAGCUGAUUUACCUGGAGGAUUCCCCGAAUUACUGUGUCAAGAACCUUAGCCUGGGUUAUCAGGGCAUGGAGGGGAGGGAGUGUCUGAAGGGGAGUAAGAGCACGGGUCAUCGGGAGAAAAAAAGCUGCCGCAGGCUGUGCUCUGAAUGCGGCCUCAGAGUGGUGGAGAAGCGCAUUGAGGUUGUGAGUAGCUGCAACUGCAAGUUCCACUGGUGCUGCACAGUCAAGUGUGACAAAUGUAUGCAGGUUGUUACUAAAUAUUACUGCGCACGUAGAGAGGGCGGAAGAAAACCACAAAACAAAACGAGGCGCAGACACCGCGAGCGUCGGCAAUGAAAACCAGAUGUUGUAAAGACUUCUCAUUACACUCAGCGUUGGGGACAUCAUUGAUUAUAACUCUGUAUUAGAACAUGUUUAUUUAUAUUCACUUGUUCUUAUCACCUGGAGCCUUUAAAUGCACUUUAUCUGAUGGAUUUCAUUUUGCUAUUCUAUCAGUUCAAUUCUUUCAGGACCUAACUUUCCACGCAUGCUCACACGCUGGUGUUCGUGAUAAGGGACUGAUGGUCAGAUGUAUUGUUUGUCUUCUGUGAAGACUGAAAAAUGUCUAAUAUUUUAUGUUUAA